Molecule: messenger RNA, 1448 nt
Organism: Toxorhynchites rutilus septentrionalis
Lineage: Eukaryota; Metazoa; Arthropoda; Insecta; Diptera; Culicidae
Exons: 7
Coding region: 1-1194 (397 amino acids)
Biological process (GO): sensory perception of taste
Cellular component (GO): membrane
Source: RefSeq, a predicted model, not a curated record
AUGGGAAAAUGCUUGCGGACGGUCAUGCGGCUCAAUCUGGUGAUAUUAUAUUUCAUCGAGAAUGCAUUCGGUUUGCACACGGUUCGCUCCGAUCGGGUUGGCGUCAAGUUGCGAUGCAAGUGGUUCAUAAUUACAGUUGCAAAAUGGAGCUGGCCCUUGGCAAUAUUGGCACUCGGAUCGUCCUCCUACGCAUUUUCCGUGUUGUUCUAUAAAGGAUUGGUCUUCGGGGUAGAGCAGAAGUAUUUGAAACAAUCCAUAUCUCUCGUCAUAGUUUGGCUGCUUAAUUUGUUUGUCGCGUUGGUUGUUUACAUGCGACAGCUUGUGGAUGGUGAUAAAAUUGACGAAUUGAAUAAGGAUUUCGAAAAGCUCGUCGAGCAAUACAGUGGCAGUUCUGUGAUAGAAUUUCAACGGUUGAAAGGCCUAGUGCUGCUGUUGACAUAUGAGGCGGCUACUCUCGUUGUUCUGUGGUUAAACAUAAACCCGACGUAUCGGUUUUACUCGGGCCACGAUUGGUUCCUGUCGGUGGCGGUGAUGGCACCGAUUACGAUACGCUCAUUACUGGUCACUCGCUAUUGUGUAAAUUUUUCAUCGGUUGGCCGUAUCGUACGUGAGUUAAACCGCGAACUGUCCAUCCGGGUGCGUAGGUUCCAUAGAAUGCAAGCGAAGCCAAAUAUUAGCUUUCAUACAUUAACAAACAUCGAACUCAAAUUAACCGAUCAUUUGGAUGGGCUAAUUAUUCAAUACGACAGAAUGCACGAUGUUGUAAUGGCGAUAAUUGAAAUAUAUUCACCGUCUAUUUUGUUUGUACUCGUUUUGGAUUUUGGACAAAUGACAUUUGAGAUGUAUAUGCUCUAUUGUGACUUGGCGCAUACCUCGUUGGACAGCGAUGAUCUCCAUACGGUGAUCUUCUCACUUGUGUCAGCGGUACUCAGUUUUCUCGAAAUAGCAUUCGUUGUUGAUGGAACAUCAAAGUACACCGUGGGGUUGGAAGAAUCUAUUGAAUGGUUGCAGCGCAUUGGCAUUCAUUGCAUCGAUGGGCGGCUGGCUAAAAGUGUAGCUACACUAUCCCAACUAUGCAAUCGCGCCCAUGGAGACGUUAUAUCGUUCUACUAUUUCGCAUUGGACAGGUCUUUUCUCAUGACGAUUAUCGCAGCCUCGUGCUCAUACCUAAUUCUGCUUAUACAGACCGUUUGAAAGGCGUAAUCUACGGCGUGACAUAUUGCGGCUCGUCCAGGCGUAGCACUAAUUCGCUUCGCUAAAAUCAAUUUCAUCAUAUCAACGGACCUGUUGAGAGAUUGUUGAAAGCGCGCUUCGAGUAGAUAUAUGGUUUCAGAAACGUGCGAAUAUUUCAAACGUCAUGCAAACACCCGAAGCGAUGCAGCGAUGAAGCCUACCGGCGCUUAAUGAUUCAUAUGGGCUUAUUAUUUUUGGUUGGUGCUGAUUUGGGG